CCUCUGUACAAAAGGGAUCAAGGGAAUGUGACUUGGCAAGUGCCAGAGCAUUGGGGUCUAUUGAAGAAGAAGAAGACAAACGAGGACCAAGCUAAAACAGCAAGAGAACACUAAUAAAGAGUUCCCAAACAUAGACGUUUUAUUGUGGUGAAAGGGAAAAGGACAGAGAGAGAGAGAGAGAGAGAGAGAGAGAGAGAGAGAGAGAGGGGCGUGCUGCUACCCCGGGCUGUCUGAUUUACUUUCAGUUACUUGUGGAGAGUAGAAGAUCUGCUAAAAAAUUUCCUCCAGAGGAUCAAGUGCUGUUCUGGUUCUUCAUCUCUACGCCAACUCACCUGGUCAGAAGAGAAGAGCUGCUAAGCCAUGAAGAGACCUCACGAUUACAGCUCUCCAGAUUCCGAUGCUGAUGAGCUGAUCGACGUGGGGCAGGAGGACAGUUACUGUUCUGUCUCUGGGUCCAUGUCUCCAGGCAGUACUUCACAGAUCCUAGCCCGCAAGAAGAGAAGAGGGAUAAUUGAGAAAAGGCGCAGAGACAGGAUCAACCAUAGUCUGUCAGAGCUUAGGAGACUCGUGCCCAGCGCCUUUGAGAAACAGGGUUCGUCUAAACUUGAGAAGGCUGAGAUUCUUCAGAUGACAGUGGAUCAUCUCAAAUUGUUGCAUGCCAUGGGUUCAAAAGGUUAUUUCGAUGCUCGUGCACUGGCAGUAGACUACAGGACAUUGGGAUUUCGUGAGUGUGUGGGCGAGGUGGUGAGAUACCUCAGCUCUCUGGAGGGUGCUGAGUCUUCAGAUCCUAUUGGUGCCCGCUUGGUGUCUCAUCUGAGUCAAUGUGCCAGUGAGCUUGACCCUCUGCAUCAGAGCCCAGCCUCCUUGGCCUUUCAUCCUUGGCCUUGGGGCUCCUUCCCUCAGCUCAGUGCCUCCUCUAGCCCAGCCUCUUCUUCCCAUUUUCCUCCUGCCACCCGCCGAGAGAUGGCCCCUCAUGCUGCUGCGACUCUCCUGGCAUACCCCUCACCAGCGCUGUGUGUUGCACCACUGGGAAACCAGGGGGCGCUAUUGAGCCCUGCAUUAUCUCCUGUGCACAGGAUGCCCUCUGUUUCAUCACACCCUCACAGACUGGCACAGCCGUCCACAGAGAGCUCAACUGUUCCCUCACCUCUGCAUUCUGUCCCACUCCGUUCUCAUAACUCCUCCUCCCCUUCCUCUAAUUCCGCUUCGUCUUCCCCCUCCUCUUCAUCCGUUGGUCAUCCUCAGGUUUCCUUCAGACCCUUCGUUGCUCUGAGGUCUCCAGCCCCACUGAUCAGGGUCAGCAAAUCAGCACACAGUUGGGGAACAGAGAUCGGGGCCUUCUGAUUCAGCUAAUUUAGUGGACUUUUCACAAAUAUGCAACUUGUUGGGACAAGAGAGCUAUGAUAUCAUGAGUAAUAUCCAUUUUGGUUAUAGCCAGUAGAGAAUGUUAAGAAUGUAUCCUCUUAACACCAUGUUGGUACUUAAAAAUUAAAAACCAUGCAAAACCCAAAUAGUAGUCACUGAACAGUGCAAAUAGUGAUACAGCCACACUAAAGCGCAAUUAUACUUAUUAUUUAAACGAAAAGACAACUUUUAACUCAGUGAUUUAGUAUCAUACGUAUUCUAGGUUUAGGAAAGAGCAUGACUGGUGAGAAUGGACUGUAAAAAUGCACUGAAAAAUGUGCCUUUCUCAAUAUAGACACGACAAUAUAAACACAAAUUCCAUCAUCUGAGAUAUUUUUCUGUUUAUUUGCUUAUUUGUU
Neoarius graeffei (lesser salmon catfish) is the source of this 1763-nucleotide messenger RNA. It is a transcript of the gene heyl, whose product is annotated as hes related family bHLH transcription factor with YRPW motif like. The record is from RefSeq and is a predicted model, not a curated record. The transcript is spliced from 5 exons. NCBI's taxonomy places the organism in Eukaryota, Metazoa, Chordata, Actinopteri, Siluriformes, Ariidae. Gene Ontology annotation, cellular component: nucleus. Gene Ontology annotation, biological process: anterior/posterior pattern specification; Notch signaling pathway; circulatory system development. Gene Ontology annotation, molecular function: RNA polymerase II cis-regulatory region sequence-specific DNA binding; DNA-binding transcription factor activity, RNA polymerase II-specific; protein dimerization activity. The coding region runs from base 361 to 1344 and encodes 327 amino acids.